Aedes albopictus (Asian tiger mosquito) is the source of this 1551-nucleotide messenger RNA. It is a transcript of the gene Pex16, whose product is annotated as peroxisomal membrane protein PEX16. The transcript is spliced from 4 exons. Gene Ontology annotation, biological process: peroxisome organization. The record is from RefSeq and is a predicted model, not a curated record. Bases 280 to 1296 code for a protein of 338 amino acids. Lineage: Eukaryota; Metazoa; Arthropoda; Insecta; Diptera; Culicidae. Gene Ontology annotation, cellular component: peroxisomal membrane.
UAAAAUUUCAUUCAUACCUGUCACUCGUUUCUUUCGUGUUUUCUUUUGCAUUCUUUCGGUGACAAGACUAGUCCGCAGUCAUUAUUUACCUUCUAAUGUGUCGGAUGUUUCGACCCUUCGUCGAUCGUUUAUCAUCAGUACAUAACAAGCAGUAAUUAUUUCCAUUCAACCUUUGAUCUCUGCAAAGGUGUGUGUCUGGAUUUUGAUAAAAAAAAACCGUGACCUCGAAGUGAUUGUAUGGAAUUAAGUGAGAUAUUAGAAGAUUAGUGCUAAUCAAUAAUGGAAUCCUCCAUGCCGUGGAAUGAACUACGCAACUUGUACGGCAAAUAUGUCAAGUGGGUGUCCGGAAAUCCCUCCGCCCUGGGGGACGUGGAAAUGACGGUGAAAUGGUUAUCCUACUUCAUAGCCGGAAAAAUCAACAACUCACCGGCCGUUUCCGAGUUGGUGUACUCAUUGUCCAAUCUGUUGGUUUUCUUCAACGAUCGGAUCAUCGAGAAAUCCAGUGGAGUUGCUGUCCAGCAGUCGGAAAGCAGUCCACUCGCGCGCCAGAUAAAAAUUGUCCUCACGACGUUGGAUUACUGCGAGGUGUUCAUCGAGUUGUCCGCCCAGAAGAUAUGGGGCUCAAGGGGUCGGUGGUUCUUGAUCGUCGUAGUUCAAACAGUCAAAUGCAUCGGUCGUUUGAUUCUCACUAUGUUCUGCCAAAAUAACAACAUCAUCCAAAACCCGCCAAUUCCGGUCCUCGACAGGAAAAACCUGACCGAAACGGUUAGGCCGGAAAACAGUACCUUCCAGGAGCUGACCGACACCGUGGUGCUGAAACGGUCCGGCCGUGUGCUGCGCAAAGUGGAAGGAGCACCACCUAUCGUAGCCCGGACCUUCAAACCUUUGAAACAUGAACCUGUGGUAAUCCGGUACGGUGGAAGAUUUAUUCGUACGGCGGAAUUGAUGUACAUUUUAAAGCCGUUGGUCCACCUGGCGUGUGUCCGUCGGUACGGAAUGAAGAGCUGGAAGUCCUACCUAGUGCCAAUGGCUAUCGACGUAGCUAGUCUUCGCCUAUACUACAAAAACCGCGAGGAUCUUUCAAAGGAACAGAAACAGGAGUUGUCCCGGCGUUGCGUGGCGAUGCUGCUCUAUUUGAUGAGAUCGCCAUUCUACGACAAGUACAGCAAGCAACGGAUUGCCUCACUGUUGACCGGCAUUGGAAACAAGGUUCCCCUAACGGGCACCAUUACCAAUUUGAUUCUGUCCUACAUUCCGCACUGGCAGGAGACCUACUUCUACAUGUGGUCAACCUAGAGAGACGGUUGAUUUUGUUCUGUACUGUACCUAUUAAUAUAGCUUAAAGAACGAAGUGGUGAUUGACAAUUUUAUCGACCUUAUUUAAUAAAUUGCUGGUGGUAAGUGCAUGGGGACAGCGAGACAGCUAGAAUGAUUUUUAUUUCCAUGCGGGUUGGAUGAUACAAUGAUUGAUUUUGAUGAAUGUAUAUAUGAUGUUAACGAACAGUUGCGCCGUGAUCUUUUGGAGAAUAAAUUAGUUGACAAUAGGAAGCA